Molecule: messenger RNA, 3036 nt
Organism: Ceraceosorus bombacis
Lineage: Eukaryota; Fungi; Basidiomycota; Exobasidiomycetes; Ceraceosorales; Ceraceosoraceae
Source: the annotation of a GenBank genome assembly
AUGGUACGCGGUAUCAGGCUAGGCUCUCCGCCUCGCCCCCCUCAAACGUAUCACAUGCAAGAGCGUUAUGCUCAGCACAAGCGCAAGUCCAGAUGGUGCAAACGCCCACCGCUUCGUUUCGUCUUGAUCUGGGCCGCCUUUGUAUUUGUAUUGACGGUGCUGUACAAGGUUUCCCAUGACACCAUUCGCCAACCCCUAAGCGGGUACAAGAUUGGGUGGCAAGCUCAUGACAAGAUCAGCGUCAGACCGGAUCUGAAAUCCAUCAGUCAAGCUCAAAAUGGAGAAGCGUCGAAUGGGGCAACAGCACAGGAAGCUUGGGAUUCUGAAGCGCUAGAUUCAAGCUUGGAUCCUUCAUUUCCUCUGGACGCAUAUGCUCCGCUCCUUCCCAAUCCUGCGCCCAUCACGGACAUCACCGUAGAGAGCUGCAGCCUACUGAGCCUGGGCCCUUGUUUGCCUCGUUCCUCGCAGCUCAAGGAAGCCAAUCUAGGUCGCUGGGUUCGCGUGGAAAGGCCGCUGGGCGCUGACACGGCCGCGCAAAAGGGAAGAGGCGCUUUGGGCGGUGGGGUGUUUGACAAGCUUUUUGGAAACAUCGAGGUGAGUUCGUGGCUUGUAUGCGUGCAAUGUGCGAUUGUUGCUCAGACUGCGCAUCUGCGCCACAGAGUCGCUACAUCUUCUACCGCCGCUCGCGUCGAGCAGGCGUUAGAAAAGUCGUAGACGUCAAGAUAGUCAAGGCGAACCAGCCGGCCCCAGGAACGCGCGAACAAGGAUGGCACAGGACCAAGAAGGACCUUGGCACGCCGUUCUUCAGAAUGCUGGGCACAGGCGAAGAAGUACAUCUAUGGUUUCAAACCGUCGGCGGACACAAGGGAGAUGAUGAAGAAGACGAUGCUCCAAUAGCAUCUCCUGGUCAGCAUCACAACAGACCCGGCCACACGAUGGAUGACAUGUUCAAAGAGAUCGACGACGAAUUCAGACACAUGAUUGCUGGCGAUGGAAAGGGCAAGACAGAAGUGAUAGAGAUUAUCGGUCGAGAGAAGGGCAAGCAAUUGGGCAAGGUUGCAAGGGAAACGCUAUCGAGGCAGUCAACGCAGCAAGAUGCCAUCACUGAGAUUGACCUUGUCGUAAGUGCUAGCCCCGUACUGACUUCUGAGCGGUGCUGACGGCAGUCGUCAACUCUCGUAGUAUGGCCAAAACGAGGCCUUUCCCGGCUUUACGAUUGUUGGGCAAAUCAGCCCGGCAAAGCCUUCCAUGUCGAUGGUCAGCGUCAGCUUGGCUGUCAGGCGUCGACCCGAGCCUGAUCCGACCAGCCCGAUCGCGCCGACUUUCCAUCAAGAUGGAAAGUUCAAGGUGCGUUCGGCAUAUCGUGUCUCCAAGGAUAUGCGCGCGUCAUCUGACCUCUGCGCAAUCAUUUUCAAGAUCAUGCAAAUCGCAGAUUUGCACUUUUCCACCUCGCCUGAACCAUGCCGUGACACUCUUAUCACGCCCUGCAACGCCAAGACAAUGACGGACUUGAUGGGACAAUGGCUGGACGAAGAAAAGCCAGACCUUGUCGUCUUCAGCGGCGAUCAGCUCAAUGGACAGGGGACGUCUUGGGAUGAGCGAAGCGUAUUGGCUACUUAUCUUAAGCCUGUCAUUGAUAGAAAGAUCUUGUGGACCAGCAUCAUGGGCAACCAUGAUUCUCAAGUGAGUAGAGAUGAGAGCGCCGCGUAUUCGUUCUGAGCAAGCUUCUGACAUCCACGUGGUCUCCCCCGCCUCCGUGCUUGACCAGACCGGCGUGCUGACGCGUAGGGAGCUGCAACUCCUCUUGAGUCACAUGCCAUACUCACUCGCACGCGCUGGCCCGGCCAAUCUCCACAAUGGCACAGGGGCCGGCAACUACUACAUCCACCUCCGGGCGCCUACGCCGGGUAAGUCAUGGUGACACAAAUGCCCCUCAUCUGAAUGAAGGUCGCUGACUCUGACGGAACCGCGUGGCUUCCCAGACGCCACACAUUUGUUCUCAUUAUACUUUCUCGACAGCGGUGUCAAGGCGCCCGUGGCGGGAAUGGGAAGCCUGUUGCCUUGGUCUUUCUUCGGCAUCAGUGCGUCGAAAGGCUAUGACUGGGUGCGAAAGGAUCAGAUCCAGUGGCUGCUGGAUCAGAGCCGAAAGGUCGUCAAGCAUAUUGUUCCCUACAAGCCCGACGGUGGCAAAGGUGAGCUCGCGGGGCUUUCAUAGUGCGACUGGAACUUCGAUCGCUCAUGCUCGCCACGUCCAUUGCCUCAGAUCUAGGUCGUAUCUGGGCCCAGCGGAGACAAGAUCAAGACUACUCCAGACUUGUCACAACCAGGCGCAGCGACAUCAGACGAGACGACAAGACCUGGGACGCGCACGCUGCCCAGGGAAGCGGUGGCAGAAAACCUCCUGCGUUGCUUUGGGUUCACAUCCCUUUGCCGGAAUUGUGAGCCAGAGUGGCACGCAAGCGUUACGUAUUCGAUUACUUUCUCAUGUCCGUGCCUUAUCUGCAGCUUCUCCCCUGUCGACAAGAAUGAGCUGGGUCAAGAUAUGAUCAUUGGGCCGCCUCAGGGCGAGACAUCCGGUAUCAAAGGUGAGUCAAGGACACCUCUAACACUGGCCUGGAUCCGGUUGCUGACGCUGUUUCGCUGUUCACAGGCGCACAAAAGGAGGGCGGCCUGUAUGAUGCCUUGCAAGGGCAAGGUGCCGAAAAUGACGUGGUCGGCGUGCUUUCGGGUCACAUGUAAGUCUUGACCAAAAGCUCUUGCCAUCGCGAGAGAAAGUGCUCAGACUGAUCUGCGGCUCCAACCUCAUUCAGGCACGAGAAUGCAGACUGUCGGCGUAUCAAGGGGAUCUGGAUGUGCUUCAACGGCGGAAGCUCUUUGUUGGGAUACGGCAGCACCAAGAUGGAGCGACGUGUUAGGAUCAUCGAGCUGGAACAGUGGGGCGAAAAGAUCAACACUUGGCACAGGUACGAACGCACCAGGGGCAGGCUUGAUGAAGCGACACUUUGGGAAAUGUUUCCGGCCAAGGGCAAGCAUUGA